AUGAGGUGCCAAGAGGAGGGCAAUGAGGUGCUGAGAGAUGAGGAGGGACGAGGUGGCAGUUUCCACAUCUGUAACCACACUUUAGGGCUUGGAGUGCAGAUGCUCGUAGUGCUGCCGCAGUCCGGUCCAGAACCAUGGUUCGAACCGGACUUUUGGUCCGGUUCUCCGCGGUUCGGUCCAUGGUUCUUGCACCAGCUAGAACCAGACUGGAAAACGGUUCUCGGUUCUAGCUCUUCCCAAACGGUCCAGUUCUGGUUCAGCCUUCCCGAACCAUUCCGAACCCUUAUCGACUUCGACUUCGACAACAUCUGCCUCGACAUCAGACUGUCAUCUUCGGGAUUCACGUUGUUGAUUAAUCAAGCUACAUUUAGCCUUUUCGAAGACUACCUUUUACUGGAGGUGGAUAUAUUAGGCGCGAUCAAGGUGGAUUUUGGAGGGAUUGUGUCUUGCACUAUGCUGCAGAGCACCAAAAGAUCAGCGGCUACAGAGGCAGAGAGGGUUCGAGUUCGGACCAGAAAAAAACCGAACUGGACCACAGAGAACCGUUCUCUGUGGUCCAGUUCGGGGUUCGAAGAUUUUGCAGAACCAGACCAUGGUCCGGUUCUCGGUUCUCGUCCAGGACCCUCUGAACCAGACCAAACCGGACCACGGCAGCACUAG
This is a messenger RNA of Suillus discolor, 660 nucleotides long. RefSeq lists its product as uncharacterized. The transcript has 4 exons. Lineage: Eukaryota; Fungi; Basidiomycota; Agaricomycetes; Boletales; Suillaceae. Bases 1 to 660 code for a protein of 219 amino acids. The record is from RefSeq and is a predicted model, not a curated record.